UGGUUAGACAGAACCACGAGAACGACUGCCGCGUCAGUCUGCGCUGAGUCCUCGUUGUGGGAGUUACGCUCUCUUGGUGCGUCACCAGGGCAGCUGUUAGGGCCCCGUUGUCACGCAUAGAGAAGCAGCAAAAACCGGCCACCGAGGUAUCAGAGACUCAGUGUGUUAAAUUAGUGCGCGUGCAAGAAGUUUUCAAAUCUUUCGGCAUUCAACAAGAUCCCGAUUAACAACGUAAAUUAAUUCAGCUAUGUCUCUGGAGGAAUCACGGAGAUCACAACGUCCGUACCGCUACGGCAUGGUCCUGUUAUGCGUUGGAGCUCUCAUCAACUGGUUGGGUUUAGCGGAGAAUUAUGUUGAACCGGUUCGUUACGUCGGUGUCGCAUGCAUAGUCGCCGGGGCUCUCCUCAUUUGCGCCGCAAUGUGCUGCUGGCUGCACGCGCCGCCAACUAGGACGAGCACGCAUACGCACCACACGAAUCAUCCGAUCACGGCACAGAUCGAUGACCCGAUCCACGUGAUUUCCAUCGAGGAACCGCCUGGCGUGUCGAGACAGAAGCCGCCGGAUUACGAAGCGGUGACGGAUGCGCCGCCGAGCUACGACGACGCUAUCAAGCUAAAUCCUAGUCAAUUAAUUAGGUUGAGCAAUGGUAGUACGCCGCCGUUAUCCUCAGGACAAGUUAUCCCGACAACCAUCAGUAUCGUCUCUCCAACGCUAACACCGCCGCCGCCAUACGCGAGGUGAGAUUAUAGUGCUGAAAAUAGAGACCAAUGAAUACGCAGUUCUGCGACGUGGAUUGGAGGAUCGACGUACACAGUUGUCAAUUGCGAAGAGCGAUCACGUCUGCGGACUGCGAAUAAUACGACCGUACGACAAUUCCGUUGUUUGCCCUCGUCGUUACGAGAUACGACGUGAACGUAUACGUAUAUUGCUGUGCAAGAUGUUGGAAAGAGAAAGCAUUCAAAGACCGCUCGACAUUUCCGCAAGAUUAAGAAUCGAAAGAGGAUCUCUUCGCGACGCUUUAGAUAUCGACUGCUUAGAUUUAUUAUUUGUUAGACACUGCGAACUGUUGACUUGGUUUAACGUUUAAAACGAUUAACUCUUCCUUUGUAACUAUGUUACUGUAAUAACAUGCCUGCUAUGAUUCAGAAAAAAAAAUCGUUAAGUUUCAUCGCGAUUACUCUCAUAUCACGCGAUUCCGAACCUCGAUUUUUCAUCUGUUGCAUGGAUCUCUCGUUGAAUCGCGCGCAUCUGAGAAAAUACGCAAAGGUGAUACGUAACGACAUACCGACACUCAAUGCACAAUUGCAAACAAGCGGGUCUGUACAUAUCAUAUCUUUUUUUAAAUUUUCAAUGUAAUCCGAUCGUCUCAACGAGAAUCCAUCUGCGAUGAAUUAUGUCAUAGCGACCGCAAUUUCUAUCAACUGCGCUAUGGCUCGGCCGUUCCGUAACCGCGAGAAUGAAGUAACGACUUUUGACAGAUGUUUCGUUCAGCUCGCGGUCGACUGUUCAUUUAAUUUAACGGUUCGAGUCACGCCUGAUUGAUGCCGAUCUGCAGAAGCGGUGGUCUCUUAAAGUUAACUGACGGAGCAAACGCGUGUUUUCUAAUAAAAUAUGCAUUUUUAAGUCAUCAUCUCAUUACGAUCGCGCGUCGUUUGGGAAGUGACGUGAAAAAAAUUGAAGGGAUCACGCUAAAAUAUGUAAAUCGCAUCGAUUUAUCCCCGUAUAAUAAUAUUUAAAUUCGUCGUGUUCCAAUAUUUGACCCACGUCACUUUCGAAAUGAGCAGCUCAACUAUUCAUUAUUUUAGGUCCACGUGACUUUUUAUAUGCGAUGAGAAAUGCUCGCGAUAGAUUUUCUCACUCCGGAACAUUGUCGGGAACGCGUUCGAAGAGAAGAUCGCGUCCCACGAUGAUCCGGAGUGAAAUCACAGUAAUAGAGCAUUUAGCGCGUUGCGCGAGUUCAGCUGCGCAUAAUUUACUGAAGAAUGAUCUUCUGCCAUAUCAUUUCAGUGUCUGUCUCUUUAAAUACGCACACGCGCGCACAGCACACUCAUGCGAAAGCCAUUCGCACGUCCAUUUUAUUGUGAUAUAUACUUGUUAUACAUGUGUACAACGUGUAGAUAUUACGGAGCAACACUGUCGAAUGCAUUGGCGAUGCUUGUAAAAUAAGACUUUUUUAUAUCGAAAGUGCAAAUACAAAAUACGAGAUUUUUCUAAGCAA
Messenger RNA from Monomorium pharaonis (pharaoh ant), 2219 nucleotides. RefSeq lists its product as uncharacterized. The transcript is spliced from 4 exons. Lineage: Eukaryota; Metazoa; Arthropoda; Insecta; Hymenoptera; Formicidae. The record is from RefSeq and is a predicted model, not a curated record. The coding region runs from base 248 to 742 and encodes 164 amino acids.